AUGUCCAGGGAGGUAAAGCUUCUCAAGGAAAUGGUCUCGGACGACGGUUCUCUCGGUGACAAAGUUAGCGAUAAAGAUCUUUCUCCGGAUACGGGAAAAGUUCCUGUGGGUGCUCCCGUGGAGAAAAGCCGUGGUAAUCUUUGGGGGAGAUGGAGCGUCAAUCUUGACAGUGUCGCCACCCAACCUUCUGUGUUCGAUGACACGGUCACCCUGGAAGCUUACCGACCCCCACCGCAGUACGAAAAUACACAUCGGUUUGAUCCAGGUGCACGAUGGACGUGGAGGGAGGAGAGACGUGUUGUCCGCAAGGUUGAUCUUCGUAUCAUGAUAUGGGCAGCGGUUAUGUUUUUUUCUUUGGACCUUGACCGUGCGAAUAUCUCUCAAGCCAACACCGACAACUUCCUGGACGACCUCAACUUGACAACGAAUGACUUCAAUCUUGGAAACUCACUUUUCCGGAUCUGUUUCCUAAUCGCUGAGUUACCAUCACAGCUCAUCUCUAAACGCGUUGGACCAGAUGUUUGGAUACCGACACAGAUUACGCUGUGGAGUGUUGUAGCAUUUAGUCAAUUCUGGCUCAGUGGUCGCGGGACGUUUCUGGCUUUCCGCUGCCUGGUCGGUUUCCUUCAGGGAGGCUUCAUCCCAGACGUCGUCUUGUACCUAUCCUAUUUUUACACGAAGUCAGAGUUGCCGAUCAGGCUUGCGUUCUUUUGGGUUUCCAACUAUCUCGCUGAUAUAAUCAGCGCCUUCCUUGCGACAGGAAUCCUCAAAAUGCGAGGUAUUGGUGGACGAUCGGGUUGGCGAUACUUGUUCCUCCUUGAAGGAUUGUUUACUCUGUCUGUCGGACUUAUUUCAUUCGCCAUGAUGCCUGCCGGUCCAACUCAGACAAAAGCGUGGUUUAGACCAAAGGGAUGGUUCACGGAGCGCGAGGAGGUUAUUAUGGUCAACAGAAUCCUUCGCGAUGACCCCUCGAAAUCAGACAUGCACAACCGGGAGGGACUUUCUCCCAAAAUGAUCUGGCAAGCACUGAAGGACUGGAGACUAUGGCCAGUUUAUCUUCUUGGACUUGUGCACAUGAUGCCGGUGGGACCUCCUCAGACAUACCUUACCCUUUCUUUGCGCAAUCUCGGGUUCAGCACGACAGAAGCAAACUUUCUCUCUAUUCCUUCCACCGUCAUUGGAAUGUCAAUGUUGGUUUUCACCGCGUAUCUCAGCGAAAUAAUCAACAGUCGAGUGGUCGCUACUGUCGUAUUACAAUUGUGGGCGUUACCGCUUCUUGUCGCACUAUACACAUUUGACUCCAAAACUUCGCAAUGGGUCUAUUACGCCGUUGUAACGCUCAUCACCGGAUUCCCUUAUGUCCACCCUAUUCAAGUCGCUUGGGUAUCGAGGAACUCUCAUAGUGUUCGGACUAGAACGGUAUCGGCAAGGUGA
Marasmius oreades (fairy-ring Marasmius) is the source of this 1434-nucleotide messenger RNA. RefSeq lists its product as uncharacterized. Gene Ontology annotation, cellular component: membrane. Gene Ontology annotation, molecular function: transmembrane transporter activity. Lineage: Eukaryota; Fungi; Basidiomycota; Agaricomycetes; Agaricales; Marasmiaceae. The coding region runs from base 1 to 1434 and encodes 477 amino acids. The transcript is spliced from 10 exons. Gene Ontology annotation, biological process: transmembrane transport. The record is from RefSeq and is a predicted model, not a curated record.